AUGAGCAGUUCGUCCUCCACUUCCUCCCGUCAAGCAUGCCGCAGAACCGUGUACGGUGUGCCUAGUAGAUGUUGGUGUGGCCAAACCCUCGAUACCUGGGUCUCCGAGACAAAGGAGAAUCCUUACCGCAGAUUCUACCGAUGCAAAAUUGCUCUACAGAACAAAGCAGAAAACCAUCUGUUCAAAUGGAUAGACGAAGCCCUCCUUGAGGAGAUACGUAUUGUAGACGCCAAACAUCAAGAUCUACUCUGUGACUUGAAAGCAGUAACGGAAAAAACCAAGAAGGAGGUUGACUCCCAGAGAGAUUUAAUUGUGUGUCGGGGUGAAGAGAUGCAUAACGAAUUUAAAGAAAAAAUGGUUCAGAUGACUAGAUCUAUAGAAGAGGCAACAAGUAAGAUGAAAGAAGAAAUUGAUGCAAAGCUCAACACUGACAUAAACGCAAAGCUAAACAGCAGUGGUCCUAUGAACAAAAUUGCAGCACUGGUGGCAAUAUGCGGAGCUGUGUAUUACAUGUAUUGGAAGCACCUCUAA
Molecule: messenger RNA, 531 nt
Organism: Raphanus sativus (radish)
Lineage: Eukaryota; Viridiplantae; Streptophyta; Magnoliopsida; Brassicales; Brassicaceae
Exons: 2
Coding region: 1-531 (176 amino acids)
Molecular function (GO): zinc ion binding
Source: RefSeq, a predicted model, not a curated record